GAAGCCAUGGUGCGGAGCGAGAGGAACUGGGACGCCAUCUCCUCCUUCUGUGAAGCAGUUAUGUUCGCAAGCAAAGAGGGAGGUGGCCCGCGUGAGGGAGCAAUUUUCCCCCUCACGCCCCAACCGCCGCAACAGGUGACACUACGGGCGUCGGGGAUCAAGGGACGAUCUCCGGCCACCGUAAGCGCGGGUCUGCGGCCGGCAAGAAGAGCAGCUCGCGGCCCGACUAGAACCAAGCCCGAGCGUACGGCGCGUAGCGUUCCACGCGCGCCUCAAAGAGCCAAUAGACCACCACAGACGAGGCCUUAUAGGGCUGAUGUUCAGCCGGGGUUGCGGGGUAAGCGCAAUAAGGCACCGCGACCUCGGCCCAUAGCAGGAGAAGGAACAGGGGGGUUUUUAGUCAAUAAGAGUCUGACACUCCCACCCGCCCGGCCCUGGGCGGGAAUAGUCAUUUGAUGAUUUUCCCCUCACAAAACAAAACA
Molecule: messenger RNA, 482 nt
Organism: Spodoptera exigua (beet armyworm)
Lineage: Eukaryota; Metazoa; Arthropoda; Insecta; Lepidoptera; Noctuidae
Source: the annotation of a GenBank genome assembly